Messenger RNA from Penicillium soppii, 1314 nucleotides. Its product is annotated as SEC14 family lipid-binding protein. The transcript is spliced from 4 exons. NCBI's taxonomy places the organism in Eukaryota, Fungi, Ascomycota, Eurotiomycetes, Eurotiales, Aspergillaceae. The record is from RefSeq and is a predicted model, not a curated record. The coding region runs from base 1 to 1314 and encodes 437 amino acids.
AUGUUCUGGGGCAACAAAUCCGCGCAGGCCUCCGAACCGGAUCUCACGCGCACCGACUCCUCAAAGAAUGAUCCGUCCGCCUCGGCCUCCCAAGCCGCCGGCACCGCCUGGCUCGCCGGCCACCUGCACCACCUCACACCAGAGCAGGAGUCAAGCCUACAAGAGUUCAAGACGCUGUGUGCUGAGCGCAAGUACUAUACCCCUGCUGUGGAACAGGCGGACGGCGCGACUACCGCCAGUCACGACGAUGCGACUCUGCUGCGGUUCCUGCGAGCCCGCAAAUUCGAUGUCGAGGGCGCAUGGACUCAAUUUAAGGAUACCGAGGACUGGCGCAAAGACAAUGCGAUCGAGGCUCUGUAUGAGAACAUCGGCGUGGACUCGUACGAGGCCGCUCGCCGCAUGUAUCCCCAGUGGACUGGCCGUCGCGAUCGCCGCGGCAUCCCCAUCUACGUCUUUGAGAUCCGCCACCUGGACAACAAGGCCGUCGCCGCUUACAAUUCAACCAUGACUAACGGCACGCCCGAAACACAUAAAUCAUCUACCGUACCCGCGCGCCUGCUUAACCUCUUCGCUUUGUAUGAGAACCUGCUCCGGUUCGUGAUGCCACUGUCUACCGCGCUGCCGCGGCCCAACCCGGAAACGCCCAUUGUGACCUCGACCAACAUCGUCGACGUCAGCGGUGUGGGACUGAAGCAGUUCUGGAAUCUGAAGAGCCACAUGCAGGAUGCUAGUGUAUUGGCCACGGCGCAUUACCCGGAGACGCUGGAUCGGAUCUUCAUUAUUGGUGCGCCUUCAUUCUUCCCUACCGUGUGGGGCUGGAUCAAGCGCUGGUUUGACCCUGGCACCACGUCUAAGAUCUUUAUUCUCUCCGCUGCUGAGGUGGAACCUACUCUUACUUCGUUCAUGGAGCCGUCCAGCAUUCCUAAGCAAUACGGUGGUCAGCUCGACUGGACGUGGGGUGAUAUGCCCAACCUGGACGACCCUAGCCGUGAACUGCUGCGGGGUCUUGAACAGCCACUGGCCGAUGGCCAGACAAGGAAAGACAUCCUCAAGGGACCUGUGCUGUUCGAGGGCGAUCACCUCAAGGUUCUGGGCACUGUGGAUGGAAAGGAACGGAGGGAGAUCAUUCCCGUCCCGAAGACACAGUCACUCGAGUCGGAGGCUACGCCCGCUGAGUCUGCUGCGACAGAGAAGGCGGACGAUGCCGCUGCCGAUCCAGAUACGAAGCCGGAGGACAGCGAGAAGACCAUUGACAAUGUGGCGGUCAAGGUCAACCAGCUGUCUGUCGAUGAGACCCAGACUGCUGCCGCAUAG